Molecule: messenger RNA, 2665 nt
Organism: Anoplopoma fimbria (sablefish)
Lineage: Eukaryota; Metazoa; Chordata; Actinopteri; Perciformes; Anoplopomatidae
Gene: il12rb1
Product: interleukin 12 receptor subunit beta 1
Exons: 15
Coding region: 42-2057 (671 amino acids)
Biological process (GO): cytokine-mediated signaling pathway
Cellular component (GO): external side of plasma membrane
Molecular function (GO): protein binding; cytokine receptor activity
Source: RefSeq, a predicted model, not a curated record
GAUGUAGGCAGGCAAAUUUAUGGACUAUCACAUGCUGAAGAAUGAACCUUCGAGACUUUCCACUAUACCUCAUGGAAACUUUGAAAUUCUGGAGCUCACUACAUGAAUACAUUGUUGUGUUUAUGUUCCUUAUAAUGGUCAGCAAAGGGUCAGCAUGUGAGGCUCCUUCCAGUCCUGAGUGCUUCAAAAGAAACACUACUGAGUCUGUUUAUAUUUGUGAAUGGAGCAUGAAUACAACUGAAAGCAAUGUGAUAUUUUACAUUCACUUUAAUAAAACAAAGUUCAAGAGCUUAAAGAAAACGUAUGACCUCGGGGAGGAAUUUAUCAGGUUCAGAUAUCGUGCUCAUCUCAUUUGGGUGGAAGCUCGAGUAGGAAACUCCAGCUGCAUGUCAACCAGGAGGUCUGUCAUACUGGCUCACACAGUUAAGUAUGAAGCACCUCAAAAUAUUUCCAUGUCCUGGUUUAAAAACAAUCUCAACUUAAGAUGGAUAGCGGCAGAGACCUAUCCAGCUUUAGCCGAGAUCAGAUUCAGACUCAACGAACGCCCCACAGAAUCAUGGGAAAAAUUACAGAGGACAACAACUACCACCAGCAACACUUCAAUGUACAAUGUUAUUGUUGCGAAUCUGUUGAAGGAUUCAGUUUACCAGGUUCAAAUCAGACAGCGGUCCACUCAGGCCCUUAACCCACUGUGGAGCGACUGGUCUCCAGUUGUGACUGUUCCUGCAGAACUUGAACAGAAACCUGAAGUCACCAUGAUGACAUGGCUUUUAAAUGGCACUCGAAAAGUGACGCUAACGUGGAAGCCGAUGCCAUAUGCAGCUGCAGUCAUGGGAGUGGUUUACAACCUGACAGACACACAGUCUUCUCUUGGAUGUCCCUGCAAGAAAAAAGGACAUCUUAUCAACACGAGUAAACACACUACUUUUGUCUCGUUAUCUGCCAUCAACAUCACUGUAAUCGCCAGAAACACAGCAGGGUAUUCUCCACCAGCAAUCAUACAAGUACCGGCCGAACCUGCUGCAGAUUUAAAAAUUUGUGACAAUACGUUACUGGAUAAGAAACUAAAUAAGAAAACUUGCCUUGAGUGGCACGAGCUUCCAGAUGGAGAUUCAAGGACAGAAAAUGUGAUCACCUUAACAGCAAGGAUGAAGAAAAUGGACAGGGAGAAAAUGAGAACGAACAUAAAGGACUAUGUUCGGUACCUUUACUUUGAACACAGAUGUGAAGGCGGUUGGAAACCACAGACAGUCAAAAUGUGCCUCUUUUAUCAAAAAGAGGGCGUUCCACUCAGAGAACCUCAGGAACUAGCGUUUAGUGCAACACACACAUCUGUUGACUUGUCUUGGAAAGCGAUUCCCUCUGUGGACCAGCGAGGUUUCCUUACACACUACAUCCUCUGUAGCGUGAAGUUCAGCUCACAGGAUAAUCAGAAAGAGUGCAGUAACAUAUCAGCCUCUCUGAUUAAACACCAUCUGGAAAACUUGACACCGGGAACGAAAUACAACAUCAGCCUGGUUGGAGUGACACGUGUGGGAGCAGGACCUGAAGCCACAGUCAUUAUCAACACGCUCCCUGAGAAGCCUGUCAAUGUGUGGUGGAGUCUGGGCUUGCUGUUACUGUUCUUUUUCUUAACAACAAUGUGCACCUGCAUCUUAAAGAGAAUCAAAAGCCAGAUCUUCCCUCCUGUGCCGACACCUGUUAUUCCAGAUUUCAUCCCUUAUCAACCAGAGAGUCAGGAGUUUCUGGAGGGAAAGGAGGAGGUGCACGAGCUUACACUGCACAACCAUCCAGAGGCCAAGUCUGUCCCUGAGGACGCAGGUGAGACCACUGUCCUCAGGGGAGAGUGGGAUGACAACAGUGACGAGGACGUGGAUGACAGCAUUGAUUCAAGGAUGUCGGAAGGAAUCGGUGAUGAGUGUCCCGGCUCCACAGAUGAGGCACUGAGGAGUUCCAGAGAAGAAGAAAUUAAUGAUCUCGAACAAGUGGAGAACGAGAUCGCCAUGCUGAUAUACAGGAAUGGUUUAGUCUUCGAUUUGAAGACAGACUCGCCUUAAAAUGGAUUUAAAUGAGGGUUUAACUGCCUCACAGCACACAAUUGUAUACUAAAGACUGAACCAAAACUUUUCUUGUUAAAACAUUUUCAUCUUUUUGAACAUGUCUUUAUUUUGUAAUGUUGGAUGAAAAAAGACUUGAAGAAUAAUUUUAUUUCAUUUUUUUAAUGUUCAUGUAUGUUGAAUUUUGCCAGUGACUUUUUUUUAUCUAAGCAUGCCGGAUAUGAGAGCAGGAGGGUUUAUCGCUCACAGUCGUUGUCAAUAAACUUGUUUCUGUUGAUGGCCAAUCCUGGUUUAGACUUUUUUAUUUAGGUGUUGGACAAAAAGAUUCUCAACAACUAUUGGAUGGAUUUCCAUUAAAUUUCGUUCAGACAUUUAUGAUCCCUAGAUGAAUCCUAAGGACUUUAAUCGUUUUCUUUCACCAGAAGGUCAAAGUUUGACUUACCCUGUGGAAUAUUUUGAUAUCUACCCGAUGAAUUGGCACAACAUUUUGUAUAGACAUUUAUGGUCCCCAGAGGAUGAAUUCUAUUGACUUUGAUCGCCUGACUUUGAUGUAAUUACACCAGCGGGUAAACGCUUUUGAUUGUGAGUGAAUACUCUCAAGUAUUUGG